Molecule: messenger RNA, 696 nt
Organism: Galendromus occidentalis (western predatory mite)
Lineage: Eukaryota; Metazoa; Arthropoda; Arachnida; Mesostigmata; Phytoseiidae
Exons: 2
Coding region: 1-696 (231 amino acids)
Source: RefSeq, a predicted model, not a curated record
AUGCAAGCCUUGGUCUAUUUCUUACUCCCGGACAAGUCCAAGGCUACCUACAACCGAGUCUUCGCCAUGCUCAAAGAGUAUGCCCUCUCUGUGGGGAAAGUUUUCCAACCCACAACGGUGCAAUUGGACUUCGAAGUGGCUUGCCUCAACGCCAUCCAAGAGAGUUUCCCCGGAGCAGGAGUGAAAGGCUGUGACUUUCACUUCUGUCAGGCUUUGUGGAGGAAAGCACAGGAGCUCGGUUUACAGCCUUACUAUGGGGAUCGAGCUGUGAACAGAUUCCUCAAAUGCGUGGCAGCCUCAGUUUGGUGCUCUGAGGAGAUCGAUGAAGCUUGGCUGCAGAUAGACGGCGACUCUCCGAGUGCAGACCAUCCAGCCUUCCAAGCUCUCGAUCGCUUCAAAACGAACUUCGGAGCGCGUACAACAAACCAUAUCGAGGAUUGGCAUCACGCCCUCAAUGGUCGCGUCGGGAAACGACACGUUAACCUCUUCGAGAUCGUGUCGCACCUUCAGAAAGAAGAGCACGGCAAUAAAGCUCAACGCUUGCUACUCGAUAUGGGCAGAGCUCCGAAGCCUGUUCGGAAGAAGUAUCGAGUUCUGAACGAACGACUGAUCCGUCUGACGGAUCAAUAUGAAGCCCAGGAGCUCUCUUUGAUACAAUAUGCGAGCCGGGUCGCUCACAACUUAUAUACCGAUUAA